Messenger RNA from Coniosporium apollinis CBS 100218, 1179 nucleotides. RefSeq lists its product as uncharacterized. Lineage: Eukaryota; Fungi; Ascomycota; Dothideomycetes. Bases 1 to 1179 code for a protein of 392 amino acids. The transcript has 2 exons. The record is from RefSeq and is a predicted model, not a curated record.
AUGAGCGCCCCUCACACUCAUAUCAACUACAAGCUGUUUUCAGAACUGCUCACAGCAGCUGAGAAGGAAUGUGUAAUAGCGUUGUGGUGCUAUCAAUAUUCGGAGUUCCGCUACAAUGCCGACUGGAAGUCGAUUGCAGCAGCCAUCCAUGCGCCCGAUGAAAAAGCAGCUCGGUUUACGCUCUGGACGAUUCACAAGAAGCUUGCGGACAAUGGCGCUGUUACCCACCUACCGACUACCCAUCGAUCCAGUAACACGUCCGACGUUGUCCAAACCCGGACAGAGGAUACCUCUGCCGACAGAUACCAGACAGACUUGGCCAAGAAACGCAAACGCGGGGGCGAAAUCGAUGCUCGUACCACACACUCUGUAACUGAUGUAGAAAGCCCUGGUCUCGGUCUCGGAGGCCCCGUCGGCAACCCGGGAGACGCUAUCUCCUAUCAUACGGGUCCCGGUGCCAGCGUCGGCGGUCCGGUUGCCGGUUCUGGAGGCUUUGUGGGCAACGACAGCGGCUCUACUAAUAGUUAUGGAGUUCACAUAGCUUCGCCUGCUGCUUCGACGAUGGGUCCGCCUCCGCAGCGCCACAGCGGAUCAUCAAAUGCCGCACGUGGUCUUGACACCGGUCUCGCCGCUUCACCCACUGAUGCAGGCCGAAGUUCCGUUGCCAAUUCCUCCACAAUGCCGGUAAAUGCCACAGUUAUUGAUCUUGACGGUUACGACGUGGCUCCUGCUGUUUCACACAAGGGACCAGAAGCAGACGCUAUCAAUACACAAUCAAGCACCUCAGCGGAAAACAAUGGCUACAACAAUGGCUACAGCAAUGGCUACAGCAUUGCAUCCCCUAAUCCAGGCACAAGCUCGAGAGCACAACUCCCUGACAAAUCAGCAGGCGUCUCGCCCAUGAGCUCCAAUGGCUACCAUGCUGCACCUACCGGGCCGGAGAUGUACCAGGCGACACAAUUCUCCCACGCACCAGCUAAUGGUCUGACGGAAGCACCUCAACUCCAACAAUGGUACUAUGGACCUCCUCACUUGGGCCCUGCUCAUGGUGAUGUCCCGAGCAUGAUGCAUACGUAUACUCUACAGGGUCCACACCAGCAGCCUGGUUUCGCUCCUCAAGGCUAUGGUCACCAGUUCAAUCCGUAUCAGCAGCAGCCGAACCAGCAGCAUCAACAUUAA